Ictalurus furcatus (blue catfish) is the source of this 2483-nucleotide messenger RNA. RefSeq names its product signal-transducing adaptor protein 2-like. NCBI's taxonomy places the organism in Eukaryota, Metazoa, Chordata, Actinopteri, Siluriformes, Ictaluridae. Bases 1854 to 2483 code for a protein of 209 amino acids. Gene Ontology annotation, molecular function: signaling adaptor activity. The transcript is spliced from 6 exons. The record is from RefSeq and is a predicted model, not a curated record.
UCUGUGUGAUCAAACGCGCCAGCUACUGCUAAAGGCUAGCGAGCGAAAUCACUGAGUUAACUUUCCAAUUUAUUCCUACUGAAGAAAGGGUACAAAAUGAGUGAGGUAGCGGGAUCAAGCAAGAACCGAAGACUUAUGACUUCCAUGCGGAAUGGGAGAUGAUUUUUUUUCCCACGAUGUCAUAUUCGAAGUGCGUUUGUCUGAUCUGCCAAGCUACCAUUGCUAUUCCGAAAAAGGGAAAUGUGGAGCGGCACUUUAGGACUGUUCAUAAAAACUACGACUCCGACUUCCCUCCAAAAAGCGAGCUGAGAAAUUAGGAAGGUGAAGGAACUAAAAGCACAGCUGUCCGGACAGCAGUCAUUUUUCUCACGACUGACUUCAAAUGCUAAGGCAGCCACCGAAGCAUCGUUCCGGGUGAGUCACUUCAUCAUUAAACACAAGAAGUCAUUCCAAGACGGAGAGAUCGGGAUUUUAAAAACAAAACCGAAAUAUUAUCUUCAAUCAGAGCUCUCCAACUAUCAAGAAGUACAGUUACACGGCGCUGUGAAGUCAUGGCUGAGGAUUUGACACAACAGCUUUGGAAGGACAUCACAGAUUGCGAGUGUUUCUCACUGCAAUCGGAGGAGUCUACGGACGCAAGUAAUACAGCCCAGUUGUGCGUUUUUAUUCGGAUGGUGUUUACAGAUAUGACUGCCAAAGAAGAGCUGUUAACAAUACUGCCCAUGAAAGAAUUUUUCAGUCUUUUAAAGACUUCAUUGACAAAACCCAGCUCCCACUGUGCAACUUGAUAUCAGUCACCACGGACGGUGCGGUUGCAAUGGUUGGCAACGCAAAUGGAUUCAUUGCCAAGUGCAGGAAAGACGAUGCUUUCCCUGACUUCCUUAAUAACCAAUGCAUAAUACACCAACAAGCCGUAUGCGCAAAAAUGCUAAACAUGAAAGAGAUCAUGGAUGUGGCAACAAAGAUCGCCUGUUCUAUACGUGCUAGAUCACUUCACAGACGGCUGUUCCGUGCGCAUCUGGAGAAGGCAGACCGCGACCACUCUGAGCUCCUGCUACACACUGACGUGAGAUGGCUUAGUAGGGGUAUAUUCAUGCAGAGAUUUCAAGAGCUCUGUCCGGAGAUAAGGGAGUUUCUUUUUGCUGUUAAACAUGCAGAGUACACCCAACUCAAUGAUGAUCAGUGGCUGCUGGACUUGGCAUUUUUAACCGAUCUGACCAACAUGUUAAAUGAGCUUAAUUUGGAGCUGCAAGGAAAAGACAAAACCGUGGCCAAUAUGCUCAGCUCAGUUAAUGCCUUUAAACGGAAAAUGCAACUUUUGUCCUCAAAGCUGCAGCGCCAUGAUUUUGGGAACUUCCAAAACCUUGCGUCAGAGCUGGAGACGCAGCGGAAGGCUUGUGCGCAAUUUAACAUUGCACGCUACACGGAGCAGACUGACAGCUGUCGGUCAGAGUUUGACAGACGCUUUCAAGACUUUGCUUUACUGGAGCCAGUCGCUACAUUCAUGUGCUACCCAUUUAGGGACAAUGUUGAGGUUGAUUCAGUCGCAUCGAAAAUUGCAACGCUGUUUCACCUGAACUCGUCUGAAGUGGAGGAUGAGAUUUUGAAACUACAGACUGACAUUCAGCUGAAGUCCAGAGCUCAUGCACAGUUUUGGAACUUACUCACAGGGGAAAAGUACCCAAACAUGAGGAAAUGUGCAACCUCCUUGACUGCAUUAUUUGGCUCUACUUAUUUAUGUGAGUCAGCCUUUUCCCACAUGAAGAUUAUUAAGUCCAAAUACCGUUCCACACUGUCUGAUCAUCAUUUGGAGGCCUGCUUGAGGCUGGCUACCAGCAGCUAUUGUCCGGACUAUGCAACCCUGGCUGAUUCUAUUCAGUGCAAGUCAUCAGAGUAAGCUGGCAGUGCCCACGAUUCUAACCCUGCUGCCCGGGCAACUGCACAUGCUAAAGGAGGUGGUGGAGAAAGAGAGACAGAGAAGAAGAGCUCUAGCGCUCUCGAGAGCCCCUUCAUCUCCCCUCUCCCUCCCUCUGGUAGGAGAGAUCCCUGCUUGUUUCAGGCCUGUCUCUCGUACAGAAGCCGAGGUUCUGUUAGAGCGUCACCCAGACUGUAGUAACAUGUUGCUAAGACCGGGCAGAGACGCCACGUCACUUGCAGUAACCACACGACAAGACCUUAAUGGCUCGGUGUUCAGACACUUACGGGUUACCCAGAAGUCUCAGGGAGGUUACAUCAUCGAUGUGGAAAACCCGAUCCCGUGUCCCACCCUUUAUGAUGUCAUUAACGCACUAGUCGAAAAAAUAGCUGGGACACUUCAGCCUUUUCUACUGGAGGAGCCUUAUGAAGAGAAUAUCACGUACAUUUCAUCCAACGAUGAGAACGGACACUGUGCACCCAUUGGCACUUUCUCCAGAGGACCCUCACUGUCCCCGAAAGGUACAAGACCUCAGCUCACCUCAGCAUUUUACUCUCAGAGAAUCUAA